Brassica napus (rape) is the source of this 1082-nucleotide messenger RNA. RefSeq names its product putative 57 kDa heat shock protein. The transcript has 2 exons. Lineage: Eukaryota; Viridiplantae; Streptophyta; Magnoliopsida; Brassicales; Brassicaceae. The record is from RefSeq and is a predicted model, not a curated record. The coding region runs from base 53 to 325 and encodes 90 amino acids.
UUUCACAGAGUUUAAAUAUUCUGCUUUCGGAGAAGAUAUCUCUGGCAAUGACAUGGACGAGUCGUAUGAGUCGAAGCAGCUCGAAGACGGCAAUGUAUACGUGCGUUUAGACAUGCCAGGCGUUCCCAAGGACAACUUCACUGUCUCAGUGGCUAACGGCAAAGUAAACGUGACUGGUCAAGCUCCUGCUCUUAGCCACGACUCAGGUUCUCGGUUGUACUCUGCUGACGUGGUUAUGCUCUCCGGUCCUGUCGACUUUCCUAGCCAUCGGGUCAAAACCAUCAUCAAGAACGGUGUCAUCCGACUCCUCGUCCCUCCCGUUUGAUAUCAUUAAUUAUGAUGAUGACGUGGCUAAAUAUAUGUUUCUUUCUGUUUGUUAAAUUUGUCUUCAUGAGUGGACCUAUUUUGUUGGGAUUGAUUAAUAUUCCAAAAAGUAACAUUACUUCAAUUUGUGUAGGCAUGCACUCUAUCUUUUUUUUUUAUAUGAAUAUAUGUCUAACCAAAUAAAAACAGUAUGAUAAUAAUUAUGAACAAAUGUAAAGUGUAUUUUAUGUGUGAAGGCAUGCAUUUAAUUACGCAGUGUACGAUAAAGCUGAAAACUUACCAAAUUAAGGCAAAGACCAACUUUGUUGUCUAUCUUGAUACAAGACAAAAACCUCAGAGCUUUCACCAGAGUAGAAACGAAAAGAUGAAAUUAAUAAAACUUAUACGUUUGUAUAUUAGCGGGUAAUUAAUAAGAAAUAUGAUAUUUUGCGUGUCACUGGAAAUUGUUGGUAAAUAAAAGGCGAACACGCAUCCUAGUAUAUACAGAUCGCAUUCACAAAUGUAAAGUCGACACGUGUCGUCAGAGGGAUUAGUUGUCAUUUUCACCUGACAACCUCCCAUACUAUGCUUGUUUUAGAGCUUAGUCUCAAAAAUUCAAAAACCCUAGAGAGAGAGAGAUCUCAAAAAGAAAAAGCACUAAAACCCUAAUUAGUCUCAAAAAUUCAAAAACCCUAGAGAGAGAGAGGUCUCAAAAAGAAAAAGCACUAAAACCCUAAUUAAAAUCACGACUAUACUCAAUGUCAAGGAGGUUAUAAUCA